AUGCAGCUGUAGGACAACACGGAGUAAGAUCGUCACAUCAGAGUGUGUUUCAGUGAGUGAGAGCGACGAUGGCGUACUAUCCGUACUACCCGAGUAGAAUGAGGGAUUUUCGCGUCAGUUCCCUUCUAGAGGGAUGCCCCCAGUUUAUAGCUGGCACUGCGCCGUCCAUUCCAAACAGUUUGAAUUCGAAUUCGCCGUAUAUUUACCCCCCGUAUCACCCUCAGCAGUUGGCCAACAAGCCAACUCACUUCGGGCUGAGCGCUGGCAUUGCUUCAGGGCCUGCCCCACAACAACAACACAUGCCUGUACAUGGCGAACCCGACAUGGAGAAUAUUGAAAUCUUGCUGGAUAAUAAAGACCUCUGGCAGAGCUUUCACGCCGAGAAGACAGAGAUGGUCAUUACCAAGGCAGGACGGAGAAUGUUCCCACCUAUUAAAGCUCGCAUCUCAGGGCUAGAUCCUCGGGCAAAGUACUUUUUCUUGCUGGACAUAAUUCCCGCGGACGAUUGCAGAUAUAAGUUUCAUAAUUGCCGAUGGAUGGUCGCUGGAAAAGCGGACCCAGAGCUUGACAAACCACUUUAUAUUCAUCCCGACUCCCCAAGUACAGGCGCCCAGUGGAUGCAAAAAACGAUCUCUUUCCAUAAAAUGAAACUGACCAACAACAUCGCUGAUAAACAUGGAUAUACAAUUUUAAACUCGAUGCACAAAUAUCAGCCAAGAAUUCAUAUAGUACGAGCCGACGAUGGUUACAAAUACCCACUAAAUCAGCCUUUCAAGACAUUCACCUUUCCUGAAACAACCUUUAUCGCUGUCACGGCCUACCAAAACGAAAAGAUAACUCAGUUGAAAAUCGAUAACAACCCCUUCGCGAAGGGUUUUCGCGAAGAAGGGGCUGGCCACCGAAGAAGGAUGGAGCGAAGGCGAAGAACAGAAUCGACUCACGAGGACGAUGAAGAUGAUAAUAACAGCGAUGAUGGAGAACCCAACGGAGGUGUCGAGCACACAGGCCCGUCCGGUCAACACCCUGAAAAUAGGCUGGUUGAACAUGCAGAUAACACGGCGUCAGAAACCCAACCUACCGAAGACGUCAAGCCUGUACUUCACCACUCCCCUGUGGGAAAAAAUUCGUCCUUCGGCCACUCCCCUGUGGGAAAAAAUUCGUCCUUCGGCCACUCCCCUGUGGGAAAAAAUUCGUCCUUCGGCGGUCUACUCGGCACGACCCAAUCAAGCAGCAGUAAACAUCAUGGUGCAGGCAUCCACCCCCCCACGGGCAACGAGCAUCACCUCAACGACUACAACUACCCCACAACAGUCCAUCUACCGGAAAACACAAAACCCCUACACCUCCCCCUAGAGGGCGAGUCUAGUAGUAUGGGUGGACAUAUGCCGCAGCCCCCGCGCCUCAAGGCACCGUCGGCUCGCUCAUUACACAUGGACAUGAGGUUUAGCCCUUACUCGCGCCCGCCAUACGGGCUGAACAGCGUGUCACCUGCAUUUCUGCCUAGCCAUGGUCACAUGUACCCCCCAGGAUCUAUGGCCCAUGCCUCCGCGGUCUACUCAGCAUGCCAGGUUACCCAGCCCAACUACCCGUCAUGCUCUGCGAGUAACCAGUUUGGAUACCCCGCUGGGAUGUCGACCGCUAGUAUGGUGGGCUCAAUUGACACUGCUAGCCAUAGCCAUAACCAUUCAAGUUCGGACCUACAUAAUUUGGACGUUCCUCCUACGGAAAGGGUCCCUCUUAUGGUUGGUACACGGGAGCACGGACCUGCUCACUAGUGCUCCUCGAGGCCCUCUCCCGGGUAAACAUAAUUAUUAGAGUUUCAACUAGAGGAUGCCAUCCACUAAUGCAACUAGAGAUUCAGGGCAGUAGUAGUUAUCAAGGGUAAUAGGUUCUUUCGUAUUUUUCUUCUUCUAUUUUUUUCGACGGGUAAUUUUGUCUUGCUGGCAAUCGAUGAAUUACUCGAAAGUUAUUUUUUAGCAAAUUCAAAAACAAAAAUUUGCCGUGCAAACGUUUUUGUGGGAGUGUCUAAGUUCACUUCCAAUUAAUUGUGUUUUAUUUGCAAUUCUGUAGUAAUAUUGAAAAAUAAUAACCCUUAUGGUAUCUCUCAGUUAUAAGACAUUUAUUGUACUCAUACUGCUAACGACGUCUCAUAACUUGUAUAAUAGCCAGUUCUUCUCACUUGGAAAUUAGCGACAACAGUGUUCGUUCCAAGCUGUGUUCUUAUAAGGCUCUCUCCGCGGCCAAAAAGAAAAAAAAAGCAAAGUAAGAAGCAUUGGCGAGAUAUCAUAUUGGACAAUGGACCGCAUCGAUGCUCUUACCACAUGUACUUCUUGCUCCUUCAAAAUGCCAUAUUAUUUACGUAUUCUAAUACGAAGUUUAUGGGUCAUUAUUUUGAAGAAACAGACCAGGAAUGAAAACUUUAAAUGACUGCCAGUACUAAACAUCUGAAGUCUUUGGGAUAUAAGGCACGAAAUAUAUAUUUACAAAAACUCAGAUGAAAUAUAGUUAAAGAUUUUAGAGCUGUUUUAUUGGAAAACCGGCUAUUUGCAGUGACUUUAGGCAAUUUAACACGUGGCUCAUAACAUUAGCCUCAUUAGGCUCAUAACAAUAGACUUUUCCCAAACAGGUCGCUUAGUAUUGCAAUGAUCGGCCCAGUUGUGUUUAUAAUGUAUGUUAUUUGUUCGAUUCCAUAAGCCAGGCACACCCCAGCCAUGGGAGGCCAUUGCAGAAAUAUAAAUAAAAUAAGUUUUCUAAAAACAAAAACUCUGGGCAAGAAAAUGGCUGAACGGGAAUUUCUACUUGCGAAAACGUUUCUUUGAACCAUUUUCUUUCUCUAAAAGUUUGAUAGAAUAAAUUUGAUAAUAUAAUUUUGUGUAUCGAUUUAUUUAAGACGCCCUGAAUAUAAGCAAGAAUAUUGUCUUCGCUAUUUACUUGAAGGUUUAUCAUAAGACCAGAAUAAAAUAUAUAUAUAUAUAUAUAUAUAUAUAU
This is a messenger RNA of Nematostella vectensis (starlet sea anemone), 2988 nucleotides long. RefSeq names its product T-box transcription factor TBX3. NCBI's taxonomy places the organism in Eukaryota, Metazoa, Cnidaria, Anthozoa, Actiniaria, Edwardsiidae. The transcript is spliced from 6 exons. The record is from RefSeq and is a predicted model, not a curated record. Bases 69 to 1775 code for a protein of 568 amino acids. Gene Ontology annotation, molecular function: DNA-binding transcription factor activity, RNA polymerase II-specific; RNA polymerase II cis-regulatory region sequence-specific DNA binding. Gene Ontology annotation, cellular component: nucleus. Gene Ontology annotation, biological process: cell fate specification; regulation of transcription by RNA polymerase II; positive regulation of DNA-templated transcription.